Messenger RNA from Camelus dromedarius (Arabian camel), 2224 nucleotides. RefSeq names its product selenocysteine lyase (gene SCLY). NCBI's taxonomy places the organism in Eukaryota, Metazoa, Chordata, Mammalia, Artiodactyla, Camelidae. Bases 70 to 1404 code for a protein of 444 amino acids. The record is from RefSeq and is a predicted model, not a curated record. The transcript has 12 exons.
UGACAGUCUUGGUCCGUUGCGGCAGCGCGGGGGACAGGCGGGCUGGGAGCGGGCCGCCACGGGGUCGGGAUGGAGGCGGCUGGAGCACGGAGCAGGGACGUGUUGGGGCGAGCGGCGAGUCUGCCUGGUGGCUGCGCAGAAAAAAUCCCUCCAGAGAGGAAAGUUUAUAUGGACUAUAACGCAACCACCCCCCUGGAGCCAGAAGUGAUGGAGGCCAUGACCGAGGCAAUGCGUGACGCCUGGGGAAACCCCAGCAGCCCCUACCCCGCAGGUAGGAAGGCCAAAGAUAUUAUCAGUGCAGCUCGGGAAAGCCUUGCCAAGAUGGUAGGUGGGGAAGCUCGCGACGUGAUCUUCACUUCGGGGGGCACGGAGUCGAAUAAUCUAGUCAUCCACUCUGCGGUGGAACAUUUCCGCAAGACUCACGCCUCAGUGGGGGACGCGGCCGAGCAUCACAGCCCGGUGGCGGGGGCCCUGCCCCACUGCGUCACCUGCCUCGUGGAGCACGACUCCAUCCGCCUGCCCCUGGAGCACCUGGUGGAAGAGCAGGUGGCGGAGGUCACCUUUGUCCCCGUGUCCAAGGUGAGCGGGCAGGUGGAGGCUGACGACGUGCUGGCGGCCGUUCGCCCGGCCACGUGCCUCGUGAGCAUCAUGCUGGCCAACAACGAGACGGGCGUCGUCAUGCCGGUGCCUGAGAUCAGUCGGCGAAUUCGGGCCCUGAACCAGCAGCGGGCAGCCCGCGGGCUGCCGGGCGUGCUCAUGCACACGGACGCAGCGCAGGCCCUGGGGAAGCUGCACGUGGAUGUGCGGGACCUGGGCGUGGACUUCCUGACCAUCGUGGGGCACAAGUUUUAUGGCCCCAGGAUUGGAGCACUGUACGUCCGAGGGCUCGGUGAACUUACCCCUCUGUACCCUAUGCUGUUCGGAGGUGGACAAGAACGGAAUUUCAGGCCAGGGACAGAGAACACCCUGAUGAUUGCCGGCCUUGGGAAGGCAGCGGAGCUGGUGGCGGAGAACUGCGAGGCUUACGAGGCCCACAUGAGAGACGUGCGCGACUACCUGGAGGAGCGGCUGGCGGCUGAAUUUGGUAAGAGAAUCCGUCUGAACAGCCGGUUCCCAGGCACCGAGCGGCUCCCCAACACCUGUAACUUCUCCAUCCAGGGACCCCAGCUCCAAGGCCGCUCGGUGCUGGCACAGUGCAGGACGCUGCUGGCCAGCGUGGGGGCUGCAUGCCACUCGGACCACGGAGACCGGCCGUCCCCGGUGCUGCUGAGCUGCGGUGUCCCCUUCGAAGUGGCCAGGAACGCCAUCCGGCUCAGCGUGGGCCGUGGCACCACCCGGGCCGAGGUGGACCUUGUCGUGAGGGACCUGAAGCAGGCAGUGGCCCGGCUGGAGGGCCAGGCCUAGCGCCGAGGGCGGAGCCAGGAUGGGUCGUCCUGCCCUGGAGCGAGAGGGCCCCAGGCUCCCUCCUGUCUUGGUCCGUGAGCGUGGGCCUGCAGGGCGCACAGACCCCACCAGUGCUGCCGGGCUGACGCUCUCGUGGGACUGUCAUUGUCGCCGCUGCCGGCGGUGCCGUCUAAGUGGAAGCGCCCUGGCUGCAUCCGCGCUCCUUGCUGGGAGGCGCGGCGAGCUCGUCAUUAGUGCCCUCUUCCUGGGAGGCGGCAUUUUUAUCCGAAAGAUAAAAUCCUAGUAUUUUACAAUCGAUGUCAGUUGCUAUCAUGAACAUAGGAAACCUGAGUUUUGGCUGCGAUCCUGGCCUGCCGUACAUGUCUGCAGGGGCCAGCCUCUCCUCACCCUCAGGACCCGUCUCAAGCCCCCCACUUCCCGGGCCUACCAUCCUGACGAGGCCAUGCCGCUCAUUCAGCCGUCGGUCACGGGGCGCCUCCCCACCCAGUGCCCAGGCCCUCCCGUCCUUCCCUUUUCAAUCUCAGGGCUUCAGCUCAGCCUCAGGUCACGGGGGCCGCUGCUCAUGUGAUUCUGGGUCCCCCCUGAGGUGGGGAGUCUUUCACUCCCCCUCAGCUUCCGUCUCGGCUGUACUGGCAGAAGGGUGCUUUGGUCCUCGCGAGUGCUUUGUGGUCUGCUUCACAUCAGACGGCACGUCUUACGGAGACGCUUACAUAGGAAUGAGUUUUUAAUUGAGUAAUGCUUUUAACGCGUAGUUUUAAGGGGCAGAGAAUUAACGACAUUGAAGAAACAACUGUCAGAAAUUAAAUGAACUUACAAGUGA